AUGCAUGUGAGCUGCCUUUCGGGAAAAGAAACCAGCAUGUAUCCAGGACCCAUCAGAAGCAACUACCACAGUCUGCUAGCACAAAACUUUGCCUCUGAGACGCCUUAUACCGAUUACACGGGAUACCUUCAUGUGGAAAACAUGGAAGACCCCAGGCAGCCUUUGGGAAGUUGGGGAUCUCCCUACAGCCUACCAAGGGAGGACUGGAACACCUAUGGCUCUGGAUCCUCUGGCGUGAGUGGAUCCUCUCCUGGGCAGGCCUCCUAUAUUGCUUCCAAUUACACCUCCCUGAAUCCUGCAGCUUCUUCAAUAGAUACCAUUAAUACAGAUCACAGCUCUCCCCAGAAUCAAAAGCUCAGGUCUUACGACUGGAUGAGGAAAACUGGGUCGUCUAACAGUGUGGGUAAAACUAGGACAAAGGAAAAGUAUCGAGUCGUUUAUACAGAGCAGCAGAGACUUGAGCUGGAGAAAGAAUUUCACUGCAACAGAUACAUAACCAUUAAAAGGAAGUCUGAACUUGCUGCAUACUUGGGACUAUCAGAGAGACAGGUGAAAAUCUGGUUCCAGAAUCGCCGUGCCAAGGAGAGGAAAAUGAUCAAAAAGAAAAUCUCUCAGUUUGACGGAAGCAGUGGAUCCAUUCAGAGUGACUCGGGUUCUGUCAGUCCAGCUGAAUUGUCAGCCACUUUAUUCCCACCAUCACAUACAAUUAAUGGACUGCAGCCUAUUGAAAUCCAGCAGGUCACAGUUGCUGACUGA
Euleptes europaea (tarantolino) is the source of this 756-nucleotide messenger RNA. Its product is annotated as homeobox protein CDX-4-like. Gene Ontology annotation, biological process: cell differentiation; animal organ morphogenesis; embryo development. The record is from RefSeq and is a predicted model, not a curated record. Bases 1 to 756 code for a protein of 251 amino acids. The transcript is spliced from 3 exons. Gene Ontology annotation, molecular function: DNA-binding transcription factor activity, RNA polymerase II-specific; RNA polymerase II transcription regulatory region sequence-specific DNA binding. Lineage: Eukaryota; Metazoa; Chordata; Lepidosauria; Squamata; Sphaerodactylidae. Gene Ontology annotation, cellular component: nucleus.